GCAAUGGCUCCGCUCUAUCACGGCUCCUGUUUAUGCAAGGAAAUUGAGUUUGAAGUGGCGGCCGAGCCGAUCAUUGUAUCAUGCUGCCACUGCAAGAAUUGUAAGAAAUAUACCGGGACCGUCUUCACCACAAAUGUCGUGUUCGCGGCUAAUAAUUCGAUAAGGAUUACGAAAGGCGAGAACCUUGUCAGCGCCUUCAAGGACACUGUUCAAGACUCUGGUAAUUCGCUAUCUCGCAAAUUCUGCAGCCUCUGCGGUUCACCGCUGUACAACACUGGCGGUGACUUCGGACGCACACUCGCUGUAUUCUACAGUGCAUUGGAUGACUUCAAUGUGGUUGGAGAUGAUGGAAUCGCGAAGGAGGCUAAGCCUCAAGUGGAGUAUUAUUCGAAAGUUAGGACAUCCUGGGUGCGUUCUGUCGAGGGAGCUGAGCAGCCGAAGACAAAGCCCGGAAGGGAUUAGUUUGCUGACUUAACUGAAUAAAGUUUCGUAAUUGCGAAUACUGCUAGGCAGGUUGACCAGAUUGGGCAGUAGAAGCGAGCUCAUGUUCGUAGCAAAUAAAUUC
Messenger RNA from Fomitiporia mediterranea MF3/22, 565 nucleotides. RefSeq lists its product as uncharacterized. Lineage: Eukaryota; Fungi; Basidiomycota; Agaricomycetes; Hymenochaetales; Hymenochaetaceae. The record is from RefSeq and is a predicted model, not a curated record. Bases 4 to 462 code for a protein of 152 amino acids. The transcript is spliced from 3 exons. Gene Ontology annotation, molecular function: carbon-sulfur lyase activity.